This is a messenger RNA of Lodderomyces margitis, 2205 nucleotides long. It is a transcript of the gene RSM22, whose product is annotated as mitochondrial 37S ribosomal protein RSM22. Gene Ontology annotation, cellular component: mitochondrial small ribosomal subunit. Bases 1 to 2205 code for a protein of 734 amino acids. NCBI's taxonomy places the organism in Eukaryota, Fungi, Ascomycota, Pichiomycetes, Serinales, Debaryomycetaceae. Gene Ontology annotation, biological process: translation. The transcript has a single exon. Gene Ontology annotation, molecular function: structural constituent of ribosome; methyltransferase activity. The record is from RefSeq and is a predicted model, not a curated record.
AUGAGCUUAAAUAGAGGGACUCUAUUGUCCAGGAAUAGGAUAUGGUGCACUAUAAGAAAGCAGCAUACUCUACCGCAUACACAACAUACGAAACGAUCUAGUCCAGGAUUUGAUUAUGAGUUUAUAAAAACAGAGGAACGAUCAAGGGCAGAUAUAGUGAAAAAAUAUUUACCACCAGAUCAAGUUGGAAGUCAUGCAGAUGAAUAUAAACUGCUACAGCUCGAAGAUAUGUCACUGUUUAGAAAUGCAGACGGGACAUUAGUCAAAGGCAAUAAUGCUUUUGAAGCUAGACUCGAUGAUCGAACUCUACGGGGAAGAACAGACCAUUCGGUUACUGUUCUACCACCUCAAAUUGCAAAAGCUAUUCAGAACAACAUUUUGAGUACCACCAUACCAGCAAAGCUAAGAGAGCGUGUGGUGUCGGUAUACCAGAACUUGCAAAAGAACCAGAUUCAACAAGCACCACUGAGUGAGCUUGAUUGCAAUGCGCACAUUGCUGCCCUUUUCUUGCAGGAUUACAGUCAUGCUAAACAAGUAUUGGAAGAAUUGAGACAAAGGGCCGGCCAUGCAAAUUUCAACCCACAGAAAGUAUUAGAUAUUGGGUACGGUCCAGCAACGGGGAUUGUCGCUUUGAAUGAAAUUAUGGGACCAGACUGGGUUCCAGAGGAAAAAGAUGCCUAUAUUGUUGGAAGAAAGAAUAAUGAAAUGAAGAAAAGAGCCAAGAUUAUAUUAUCCAGACAAGUAAGUGAAAAUGUUGAAAGAAAUGAGCCCGGUGAGCAUCCAGUUGAGGCGAACGACUAUGUUGGACCAAUCGAUGCAAAAAAGAUUGAAGUUCGAACCAAGUUGAGAGACACAAUCCCGGUGACAAAAAAAUACGACCUUAUUAUUGUCAACCAUUCAUUGUUGACGAAAGAGUACAAUUUUGCCAACGAUGUUGACGAGAAUGUGCGAAUGAUUUUAAGGUUGCUAGCACCAAAAGGGCAUUUGGUUUUGGUUGAACGAGGAAACUCGGUUGGUUUCGAAACUAUUGCAAGGGCUAGGCAAUUGAUGAUACGUCCUGAAAAGUUUCCUCAUGAAUUGGGUAAAAUCCCUCGACCAUACAUUAAAGGAUCGAGUGGGAAGCCACAGCAUAUGAAAAAGGAAGAUAGUAUUGUUAGUGAUGAUGAUAUUGAAUUUGAAAAAGAGCUCUUGGCAAAAUUGGAUUUGGAGGAGGCAAGGGAGCAAGGUGUCAACUUGGAAAGCGAAUUGGAUGAGAAAUUUGGUAAAAUCGAAGAUGACCAGUUGAAAUUUGACGAAGAAAACGAUCCAAAUUUUGAAGUGUUUGACACGGAAACUGCUGCUGCUAGUGAACCACAAUUUGACAAGAUUGACUACCACUUAAAAGUUCUUGCGCCAUGCCCUCAUCAUCGAAAGUGUCCUUUACAGUUGGGUGAUCCGAAAUACUAUAAAAUCCCAUCGCAUAAGCAUCGUUUGAAUUUCUGUUCAUUUUCCAAAAUUGUUGAGAGGCCCAGUUACACUAUGGAAUUGAAAAAAGGUAAGAAAUUGGCUGCUAAAUGGGACAAAAGUUCUAUGGACGGUAUUGGCACCCUUAGUCGAGGUGAAUUGAAGAAACUUGGUGGUAAAGGUCGACCAGGAGGUAGAGAUACCGAGGAUGGUUCCUAUUCAUACUUGAUUGUUGAAAGAAGCGACAAUACUGAGGAAUCGAUUUCCCAUAUAAACAACUUGCGUGACUUUAGUAAUCACGAUAAUUCACCAAUUGACCAAGAUGAUAUCAACAAUUGGCCCAGAAUAAUCAGAACCCCUGACAAGUUGAAGAAGAAUGUUAAGCUAACUGUUUGCUCUAAUGAGGGGGAUAUUGAAACAUGGCAGAUUCCUCGGUCAUUGGGUAAACAAACCUAUCAUGAUGCAAGAAAGGUUCAAUUGGGUGAUUUAUGGGCAUUGGAUAAAAAGGUUAGCUCCAAAAGACAACCAAUUUCGAAUGAGGUUAAAUCAAAAUUGGAUACAUUAUACAAGACGCAUAAAAAGACAUUUAAAAAAGAGCAACAACGCAAGAUUUGGAAAAAGAAGGUUGGAGUAAAUGAAGAUGAAUUUGAUGAUGGGUUUUUGGCAACAGAGAUGAUGGCGGAUAAAUUGGAAAAUAGCCAGUCGUAUAAGAAACAAGGAAAACGAUUAGAUAUUAAUCCUGAAGAAUAUGAAGGCAAGUGA